Pyrenophora tritici-repentis Pt-1C-BFP is the source of this 2048-nucleotide messenger RNA. Its product is annotated as Tymo-45kd-70kd multi-domain protein. The record is from RefSeq and is a predicted model, not a curated record. NCBI's taxonomy places the organism in Eukaryota, Fungi, Ascomycota, Dothideomycetes, Pleosporales, Pleosporaceae. Gene Ontology annotation, molecular function: protein binding.
AUCCUUCUUCCCCUCGACACCGCCCUUCGCAUCCUUAACUCAAGGUCGAGCUUGCUUGUCUGCGUCUGCACCUUGCACGCUAUAGACUUUCCCUUUUUGUACUCUUUUGUAAUAAACAACACGACGAGCUUGCCUCCCAGCGCCAUUAUCUUUCUCCCCAGACUCACAAACCCCUCACGUGCAAUUCUAGAGACCAAAUCUCAAUCAUGUCUACCCCCGUUGACGCCCCCAAGCCCGUAGAGGUUCCCGACGUCGGCACUGCUGGUACUGUUGAGCCUGCCCCCGCGCCUGUUGUUGCUAGCGACAACACUGCUGCGCCCGCAGAGGCUCCCGUGACCGACGAGGCUCCCAAGGUGGAGGGAGAGGCUGCUGCGCCCACAGAGGAGGUUGCCGAGACCAAGGAAGAGGACAAGGUGGUUACACCCAUCGAGAGCGGUGCUCUAGGCUACAAGGCGCCUGGUCUCAAGAACGCCUUCCGCUUCUCCAAGAAGUACUUCUGGCUAGGCGAGGAGCCUGUUCCCGCUGAGAACCUCCGUGAGUACCUCCGUGGCGAGAAGCCCGAGGUUGCCCACUCGGUUGCCGCGUGGUCCAGCCAGACCGGAAAGGGCCUUCUUUUCUUUGUCAAGCACGCAGACCACAAGGAGCACCCCGCUGGUGUGCUGAACUUGGCCUAUGCAACCGACCUCGCCAAAGACGGCGCUGUUGCCUUUGCUUUCAAGGUCUCAGGCCACAAGCACGCUUUCGAGGCACAGACAGCUGCCGAGCGCGACGGGUGGUUCGUCGCCAUCGAGAGGGCCAUCACCGAGGCCAAGGCGUCCAAGGACGGUAUUGAGACCAGCGACGCCUACAAGGAGGCCAAGGAGAAGAUCAGCAAGCCCGCCGCACUAGCGGGCGCUACUUCAUCCGCCCCCAAGAAGAGCAUGGACGCCGCGCCAAAGCUCGCAGAGGCCGAAUCGCCCGCCGCAGCUGAGGCCUCCGCCGCCCCUGCCCGUACUGGAUCUUCCUCCAGCUCUUCUUCCGACGAGGCCAAGGCCAAGAAGGCGAAGAACAAGUCCCGCUCCGUCUCGCGCGGUAAGCGUGCCAGCCUCUUCGGCGGACUCCUCGGCAAGAAGGACAAGGAGCACAAGGAGGAGAGCGAGGCCGUCAAGGACGACGCUGAGGCCAAGAAGGAGGAUGGCACCACCGCUCCUCAACUCGAUGAGGUCCCCACCAGUGCUCCCGUCAACGCCAACGACGUCGUGAAGCCCGCUGACGAGACCACCGAGCCCACUGCCGUGGUCGCUGCCCCCGAGGAUGCCGCCAAGGUUGACGAGACUCCUGCUCCCGUCGUCGCUCAGGAGAAGCCCAAGCCCACCAAGCGUGCUUCCAUCUUCGGCAACUUCGUCGAGAAGCUCAAGUCGCCCACCACUGAGAAGAAGGAGAGCGAGGCUGCUCUUGCGCCCGCCACCGUCAAGGAGACUGAGACCACCGAGGCUUCAAAGCCGCUUGAGGAGGCCGAGGUCGCUGCCCCGGUUGCCGCAGAAGGCGCUGCUACUGAGACCACCGAGACCAAGCCUGUUGCUGCUGUCAGCACUCCUGGAAAGGAGAAGGAGCACUUCAGCUUCGGCAAGCUUUUCGGAUCCAAGGACCGAGCCAAGUCGCCCGCUCCUGAAUCCAAGGUGGAUGCUGCUGCCCCCAAGAUCGAGGAUGCUUCAGCAACCCCCGCUGUAGCUGAGCCAGCGCCCGUCGAGGCUGCCCCCGUUGCUGCCGAGACUAAGCCUGAGGAGGCUACUCCUGCCACCGAGGCCCCCAAGGCUGACAAGCGCAAGUCCUUCUUCGGCAACCUUUCCCGCAGCCUUUCCAAAGCUACUGGCGGAAAGACGCAGCCCAAGGACAAGAAGGAUGCUGCCAGCCCCGCCCCCGUCGUUGAGGAGGAGACCACGGCCGCUCCCGUUGAGGAGAAGAAGGAAGAGACCGCUGUCCCCGCUGUAGGAGACGUCCCCGCUGAGAACAUCAGUGUGGGCGAUGCUUCGAAAAGCGCCAACCCGACUGUCGCUACAACUGCGUAA